Molecule: messenger RNA, 1086 nt
Organism: Rosa rugosa (rugosa rose)
Lineage: Eukaryota; Viridiplantae; Streptophyta; Magnoliopsida; Rosales; Rosaceae
Product: glycine-rich cell wall structural protein-like
Exons: 1
Coding region: 1-1086 (361 amino acids)
Source: RefSeq, a predicted model, not a curated record
AUGGCGAGCAAGUGUGUGUCUGUUGUUAUGUUGUUUGCUGUUGUGCUGAGCUUCACCCAGUCAGUACAAGGAAGGAAGUUACUCAAGUUAGAGGAACCUCAUCACAAGGAUGGUGGUGGUGAACAAGUUGAAAAGCCACUCUGGUUUUAUGAUAGCAAUCCGAGUGGGGCUGGUUCUGUAGGUGGGAAAGGGUAUGGUUUUGGCCAUUCUUUCAGUUUCGGCAAGGGAUCAUAUGGUUAUAGUUAUGGUACUUCUGGGAAACCUGGCGUUGGUUUUGGAAAACCUGAUUGUAUCGGGAAAGGUGGAGGAGCCAGAGGAAUUGGUGGAGGUGGUGGAAAGCUACGCAAGAAGAAAGAAAAGGAGCACCAUCAACAUAAAGGAAGUGGGGGUGGUAUUGGAGGCGCUAGAGGGGGAGGCAUCAGAAAAGGAGGCGGUGUUGGUGGAAGCAUUGGACAUGGAGGGAAAGGUAGCAAAGGUGGUAUUGGUGAAGGGACAAGGAGAGGAGUUGGGGGCGGUGCUGGUGGAGGCGUAGGGGGCGGUGCUGGCAGAGGCGUAGGGGGAGGUGCUGGCGGUGGUGUAGGGGGAGGUGCUGGCGGUGGUGUAGGGGGCGGUGCUGGCGGAGGUGUAGGGGGCGGUGCUGGCGGAGGAGUUGGGGGCGGUGCUGGCGGAGGCGUAGGGGGCGGUGCUGGUGGAGGCUUUGGAGGAGGUGCUGGUGGUGGCGUUGGAGGAGGUGCUGGUGGCGGCGUUGGGGGCGGUGCUGGUGGAGGCGUUGGGGGCGGUGCUGGUGGCGGCUUCGGGGGCGGUGCUGGUGGAGGCGUUGGGGGCGGUGCUGGUGGAGGCUUCGGGGGCGGUGCUGGUGGAGGCUUCGGAGGUGGAGUUGGUGGAGGCUUCGGGGGCGGUGCUGGUGGCGGAUUUGGAGGAGGAGGCGAUGGUGGAAUUGGAAAUGGCGGAGGCGCUGGUGGUGGAUUUGGAGGAGGGAUAGGCGGUGGAGGUAGUGGUGGAGGAUUUGGUGGUGGUGGUGGGGGAGGAUUUGGUGGUGUAGGAGGAGGAUUUGGCGGUGGUUUAGGUGGCGGAGGACAUCACUAA